Molecule: messenger RNA, 471 nt
Organism: Chilo suppressalis (striped riceborer)
Lineage: Eukaryota; Metazoa; Arthropoda; Insecta; Lepidoptera; Crambidae
Source: the annotation of a GenBank genome assembly
AUGACAAUGACGGAACUGUCACGAGAAAUAGGUGAAGUCUGGACGAGAUUGUUUGACCACCGCCCGUUUCUAAAUGGUGAAAUAAAAUUUAUGCUUAGAGAAUUUGAGGAGAAACGUGGAGAUAGGGAAGUAGAGAAUUUGUUUUUUAUACUUGAAAAAGUCACUGAAAUAAAGGAUAGUCAAGUUGAGAAAAUUAAAAAAGGCUCUGAAACACUGCCAAUUUUUAGUGAAAAACUAGGUCAAGCGUUACAACUUUGUGAAAGCAUUACAAAUGAAUACUUAAAUGUGAAUGAGGAAGCUGAAAAGAAAAUAACUGAAAAUCGUGAGAAAAGACAAAAGGAAUGGGAUCAAUUCAUUGAUGAUAUGAACUUUAAAUGUAAAAGAAUUGAUAACGCAUUUGAGGAAAAAGAAGAGGAAUUGAGAGAUUUAUAUGCUGAUUUAAAUCAUAAACUUAAUAUAGCUAACAAUUGA